Somion occarium is the source of this 2292-nucleotide messenger RNA. The record is from the annotation of a GenBank genome assembly. Lineage: Eukaryota; Fungi; Basidiomycota; Agaricomycetes; Polyporales; Cerrenaceae.
GCGUGUGUUUCGCGGUUGGUGGACGUCGCGUAAAAUGUCCCGCUUACCACGACCUCAGCAAGACUCACGACUACCAGGGCCUUCCCUGCCCUCGUCGGCCUUCACAUUUACCAUGAACCCAGCAGGUAUAAAACGAAAGUUCGUGCAAGAAGAAGGGCCACAUCCACCGCGAAAGAAACUCGCAUCGAUACCGGAAACUGCAACUAUCAAACAACCCUUACAAGAUGCCAGACCAGGCCCAAAUCUUAGGAGACCUGCAGCUCCCCCUGCACUAACAAGACCUCAUGCACCCGUCCUAUCGACUACGCGGCGGACUACGCGUGCAACGAGUGCACCGCCUACCCGAGCACCACCGGUACGUCCAACGACUGCAACCAGAAGACCGGUACCAGGCAGGGUAGCGUCAGGGUCCUCGACGAAGGUUGAGGAUCAACGCUUUAAAUCCCUCCAAGACCAGAUGUCAAGUAUUGAAGCUGCGAGAGCAGCAGACGCUGCCCGUCUUGCCGCAGAUAUGGAAUCUGAGCGAGCCAAGGUAGCAGAACUACAGGAAAAUCAUCUUGUGCUUUCUCGUGAACUUGCGGCUUCGAAGACUCAAGAAAUUAACCAACGGAGGGAACUUGGCAUAGCCAGCGAGGAACUCGAUCAGCUGAGGAAACGACAUGCGAAUGAAAUCAUGGACCUCGAGAUGGACAUGAAACGAAAGGAACGCGAAAAUAGGGAACUCCAAGAAGAGCUCCGUAUGUGCAAGAGCGACCUCGAACGCGAUCGGGAGACGAUUGCUACUUUGAAGGCUACCAUCUCACAUCAAUCGACGGCACAAAUCACCUUUACAACGCAAAUCACAGCACUUCAGGCGCAGGUCACGGCGCUGCAGACGGCACUUGAUGUUUCUUCGAACCAGAAGACCUCGACAGAGUUGGACCUCGAACUCGCCCACAAACGUAUUGUGGAACUUGAACAUGAGACUCGCCAAGCUGAAACAGUGCGGCGGAAGUUGCAUAAUAUGGUUCAAGAGCUGAAGGGUAAUAUCCGCGUUUUCUGCCGUGUCCGACCCCUUAUACCAUCGGACAUGUCUUCGUCAGAAAACACACGAGCAGAGAUUGUGUAUCCCGAUACGCUUGAUCACAAAGAGAUCGUUCUCAGUUCUGCAAGUGAAAAUGCUAUGGGCCAGGAACGCAAGGACGAGUGGCAGUUCGCUUUCGACCGUGUGUUUGAACCACACUCGAGUCAAGCCGAGGUAUUCGAGGAUAUCUCACAGCUCGCACAAAGCUGUACAGACGGAUACAAUGUUUGCGUAUUCGCGUAUGGUCAAACCGGCUCUGGCAAGUCCUUCACUAUGGAAGGUGGCCCGACCGAGGCCACCGCGGGCAUGAUUCCUCGUGCAGUCGAACAGGUCUUCGCAGUUACGGAAGAGCUGCAGAACAAAGGCUGGGAGUACAAGAUGGAAGGUCAAAUGCUCGAGAUCUAUAACGAGACUAUCAAUGACUUGCUCGGCAAAGCCGAGUUCGACAAGAAGAAGCAUGAAAUCAAGCACGACAAGUCCGGCCGUACAACUGUCACAGACGUGGACGUCGUUCCUCUCACCUCUGCCAAUCAAGUCCGCUCCCUCCUCUCUAUCGCCCAAUCCCGCCGCACCGUAGCUUCCACACUCAUGAACGAACGUUCCUCACGUUCUCAUUCCGUCUUUACCUUGAGGAUCAUGGGUGAGAACAGACUUACCGGCGAGACGUGUGAGGGGAGUUUGAAUUUGGUUGACUUGGCGGGUAGUGAGCGGUUGGAGAAGAGCGGAGCUGGGAAUGAUAAGGAUAGGUUGAAAGAGACGCAGAGUAUUAACAAGAGUUUGAGCGCCCUUGGGGACGUUAUCGCUGCACUUGGAGAGAGGGGUGAAGGAAAAGGUGACAAACAUAUUCCUUAUCGGAAUUCCAAGCUAACGUACCUCUUGCAAAACUCCCUGAGCGGAAACUCGAAAACUCUGAUGGUAUUGAACCUGUCGCCGCUCGCGUCUCACCUUAAUGAGUCCCUCUGUUCGCUGCGCUUCGCAACAAAGGUCAACAACACCACAAUCGGUACGGCGAAAAAGCAGAACCGUUUGAUGAACUCGUCUUCAUGAACUUAUACGAUGGUCGAUAUCCUUCUUCUACACCCAUAAGCUGUUUGCGUAACCUCCCGCUGACCUCCAUCGUUUUCAGUUCUGGACUUUCCAAUCUAUGAUGUUCUUGUACAACGUGAACCCAUCUCUCUGUAUACCGAUUCCAACAUAUAUAUAUUACAUAUCAUAACAUGCAAAAAUCC